Messenger RNA from Funneliformis mosseae, 351 nucleotides. Lineage: Eukaryota; Fungi; Glomeromycota; Glomeromycetes; Glomerales; Glomeraceae. The record is from the annotation of a GenBank genome assembly.
AUGGGACUUUUCCAAUAUUCUACAUUUCGAAGAUUACAUGGGUAUCGGAAACCUUUUACUAACCCUGGUAUUCCAGAUAAAUAUCAAAAUCUCGUUCAUGAUGCUGUCGAUCUGAAUCCAGGUCUUCAACCCAUGUUCUCAAAAAGGUUGAUAGAUCUUCAGCAUGUCUAUAAGAAUGUACGAAAAAUGUCUGCAUCUAAAGAACAAUAUGAAAAGCAGACAUUGUACAAAUAUUUCGAUGCUUAUGACAACUUGGUUAAUCCAAAAGCAAAGCUUGUUACAUUUCAAAAGGAAGCCACAAAUUAUGAUGAGGAUUUUCCUGAUGCACAACUUCAUUAUGCAGGAUAUUAA